This is a messenger RNA of Oldenlandia corymbosa var. corymbosa, 1208 nucleotides long. Lineage: Eukaryota; Viridiplantae; Streptophyta; Magnoliopsida; Gentianales; Rubiaceae. The record is from the annotation of a GenBank genome assembly.
CUUGGACAAAUAAGGUUUGGUUUACAGGCGGGCUCAUUAUAAAUAGAUUCAAAUUAGACUAAAGUUUAUAGGACUUGAAUUUUGGUUAACUCAAGCAAGCUAGCUCGGGCAUAUAUAUACAUUUUCAAGAUAUCUAGCUGCCGUACCACACAAUUACUCAUCCAAUCAGAAACCAAUACUAAGUACCAUCUCAGAGCCUUAGCCAAUCUGUGAAGAAAGAUAGAUCAGCCAUUAAUUCUUUUCCAUCCUUUCUCAAACAAAUAAAAUAUGGCAAGAACUUGUGAGCCACUAGUGGUUGGGAGAGUUAUCGGGGAUGUACUAGAUAACUUCAUUCCAGCAAUAAAAAUGACUGUGACUUAUAACACCAAGCAGGUCUGCAAUGGCCAUGAGCUCUUCCCUUCUGCAGUCAACAGCAGGCCUAGAGUUGAGAUUCUUGGUGGUGAUUUGAGAAGCUUUUUCACAUUGGUCAUGACUGAUCCUGAUGUUCCUGGUCCGAGUGAUCCUUAUCUGAGGGAGCACCUACACUGGAUAGUGACAGACAUUCCCGGGACAACCGAUGCCACAUUCGGUAAGUUUUCGAAAUUCACAAUUGUAGAAAGACUUGGGUUAAUUCAUCGCAGUUUUUGCAUGCACGCUUAACUGAGCUAAUAUUUGUUUUCUUUUUCUAUUUUUUUCUAUUUUGAAUUUUUCCCUCUCCCGAAAACUGUGUACAUAAUUGACAGGAAGAGAAAUGGUGAGUUAUGAGAUGCCAAGGCCUAACAUAGGGAUUCACAGGUUUGUGUUUGUUCUCUACAAGCAGAAGCGGAGGCAAUCAGUUAGUCCUCCAGUUUCAAGGGAUCAAUUUAACACUCGGAAUUUCGCGGCCGAAAAUGAUCUUGGGGAGCCUGUUGCUGCGGUAUUCUUCAAUGCACAGCGAGAAACUGCAGCAAGGAGACGCUAAUUAAUUGACCCUAGCCCCAUUAUUGUUCAAAUAUUGGAACAAUAAUUGAUUAAUAAGCAGCGCCAGCCGGCCAUCAUCAUCAGAACGAAUUGCUCUUCAAUAAUCAUUUAGUUGUACUACUACGCACUCUAUUUACGAUUAUUAUGUAUGGUUAAUUUAUAAUUGUAGAUCAUAAAUAUUGAUGCAGUUUCAUUUAGUCUACGUUAACUAGACAGUAUUGUAGAAUGUGCUUCCAUCGAUCUUGAAUUUUAUUAUUAGUGUGUGAGUC